Messenger RNA from Linum trigynum, 2903 nucleotides. The record is from the annotation of a GenBank genome assembly. Lineage: Eukaryota; Viridiplantae; Streptophyta; Magnoliopsida; Malpighiales; Linaceae.
UCCGUCUUCAAAGACUGAGGAGUUCUAGCAGAGAAGAAGAGCUGGUCAGCAGUGUUUCUUUCUUUCUUUCGUCGGAGAAUCGGAAGCGAACUGCGGAUCAUUGCAGCAGAGGGGAGGGAAGAAGCGAGGAGAAAGACAAGAAGCCAAUAACAGAUUAGGCUGCUCACAUCAAUCUCAUAGUCAAAGAGGGCCAGGUUUGAUUCCCUCAACUCUUCCGUUUUGCUUUUUUCGCGGGGCCUCAUUCUGAAAGGGCAGUGUAUGUAUGUGAGAUUGUGUUCUUGGUGUUUCACGAUGUUAAUUUUCUGAUUUUGGUAAAAGGUUGUGUAUUUGAUUUUUAGGGCUAGGGUUUCUUUUUGUUUUUGGUCGAAUAUGUACUUGUUAGAUUAAAAAUUGAUGUUGUGGAUUGUGCUGUCCAUUUUGUCUAGUUCUCCGACUACUAAUACCUAGAAUCAUAGCUUCAUUUUCCCAUGGUGUAGUCUUAUGGAGUGACCUCUCUAAGAGUUUCCUUCUCUCUGCGAAUUCAACAAUGCAUUGAACAAGUAGAAUUACUUGGUGUCCUUGUAGAGCUAGGGAUACGCAUUAUUUGGUUCUCCCUGAAAAUGAAGACCUUUUCUUAUGCUUGUAAGAUACCCUAUCUCUAUAUAAGAAUUAAGAUAGCUGAGAGGUGGUUCUUCGUCCCUCGAAUUCCAGAAUAUUCCAGAAUUUAAGCACUAGUUCUUGCAUUUCUGACACUUAUACUUUCCGAGCUGUAAUGCAUUGCAACUUCUCCGCGACUGGUAUGGUUGUUCUUCCUCCACCAUAAGUAUCAGAAUUCAUAGUUUCCGGCAGUGUUUUCUUAAUUGCUGUAAUUUAGGAACUCUACAGCAACCCAUGGACACCUGUCAUUUUGUUUUCCCAUGCAUGUGAUACUUGUAUAGUUAUUCAGGUAGGUAUUCCUUUGAGAAUGUUUGAACAAUAGAUCGUAACGUAUGUUGACGCUGCUUCUUAAUGUGUUUUUGGAUGAUUCAAGGCCUAAACUCAGCGACUUUCAUUGUAGUAACUCCACUGGUGGUGACAUCUGAGAAUGGCUGACCUCCUUUAUGAUUGUUCUUUGGUUAUGUUGGUUUUCUUUACUUUUAGGUGAUUUGUUUGCAUAUACUUCGAAAGCUGGAUGCAGUGCAACUGAAUGCUCCCAUAUAGUUUGGUGCAAAUGCUAGACAUUGUAAUUCUUCGUUGCUUGGUGUUUAUUGCGCUAUAAUUUCGAAUGUCUGACUUGCUGCUUUCCUGUUCCGUCCAAAAAGGGGAAGGGGUUCCCAAACUGCUGGAUCAAUAGCUUACUACUUCAGGCUUCGGUGGACCCCAUUUGGCUAUUUGUUCAAUUGUUUGGGGUUCAACCUAGAUGUGAAAUAAACUUGUGUUAAUUCCGUUUUAGACUGCUAUGAGUGCAUCUAAGAAUAGCAUGAUUCUGUUGCUGGUUGCUCUUGUCUUGGAUGUUUCUAGUGAACUUGGUUUGACCAACUGCCUUGUGUACAUCUAGUUGUGUAUAUAUACUAGAGAUGACAGACACUCAUAUAUCCCCUUUCCUUUCUUUGUGCAAGUGGGAAACAGGCUUAUUGAGGAAUUACUACAGCAGUCGAGUCUUCAGGGCAACAAUGAAGGUCAUAGAAGUGGAUCGAUGCCAGAUACAGGAGUGGUACCCAAAGUUCAAGUCAGUCUCCAUUCCAACCAUCAUUCACCAACUCCCACAAUCUUUCAUUGAGUACCUGCUGGACUCAGGAACCUUGCAACUUCCUCUAUCCAUAUCAAACGAAGACGCUCUGCCAAACAGAGUCCACAACCCCAUCGACGAACUAGACUAUCAACUAAGAGAAGAAUCCUCCGACAACGAUGAAGAAUCAGAUCAAUCUGCAUCAUCGCCCCCACCUUGUUUCCCAGACCUGGAACUCCAGAUCAAGAAUUCGAUUGAAGCACUCGGAGGUGCAGUUCUUCCCAAGCUGAACUGGAGUUCACCCAAGGAUGCAGCUUGGAUAAGCUCGUCGAGAAACCUUCGCUGUACUUCAUUCAGCGAGAUAGCACUCUUACUCAAGUCGUCCGAUUCCUUGGUCCACGAUCUAAGCCACGCCUAUGAUUCGUGCUGUGACAGAAAAGAAUUGACUGGGCCCUUGAGUUUCUACAUUGCUCUCCGGAAAUGGUACUCUUCGAUUUUGCCAGAGAGGGAAUUCCGGUGCUUUGUACGUGGUCAGCGGCUGGUGGGGAUCUCGCAGCGUGAGGUCACAACAUGCUAUCCUUUGAUUCUGGCAGAGAGGGGCGUGAUUCAGGAUCUGAUUGUGGAGUUCUUCGAAGACCGGGUGAGGAUGAAGUUUGAGUCGGAUGAUUACACGCUUGAUGUGUAUGUGACAAACGAUGGGCGGGUUAAGAUUUUGGAUUUUAACCCAUGGGCGGAGUUUACACUGCCUCUGCUGUUUACAUGGGAGGAAUUGGAAGGACUGAAUGGGGAUAAGGAGGAGGAUGUGGAGUUGAGGGUUGUGGAGAGUCGGUGUGGGAUUCGGCCUGGUUUGAAAACUGCUGUUCCACGAGAAUUUUUGGAGGUUGGCCCGGGGAGUGGAUGGGAGCAGGUGUUGAAGAAAGCAUUUGAGGAGUCGCAGCAGGAAGGGGCAUCAGAUGACGAUUGAGAGUUGUACUGUCAAAUGUCUACCAGCUUGAUAGGAUUUGGGAAUGUCAUCUUUUCUAGUCACCAAUGUGGUUGAAAUAGUUACCUAGGUGAAGAGGGUAGCAGCCGAGAAACCCAGUAGAAAGUUGGAGUGUCUGUGUAAAAUGACAACCUUGGCUUAAUCUUUCUGAGUGAUAUAGAAAAUUUGUCUUUUGUUGACAUGAUAUGCUUUAGCAGCUCCGAUUUCCUUCUCCAAUAACUGCUUAGAGGCUCC